Rubroshorea leprosula is the source of this 842-nucleotide messenger RNA. The record is from the annotation of a GenBank genome assembly. NCBI's taxonomy places the organism in Eukaryota, Viridiplantae, Streptophyta, Magnoliopsida, Malvales, Dipterocarpaceae.
UCGUCAGUUGCGCUCGAAAAAUGUCCAGGUUUGGACUGGUUUCGUCUCAAAGUCAACAUUUCCUCGCUGCACUCCUUUCCGACGAGGAAUUCAUCAACAACUUUUUGUCGGAAAGCUCGAGACGGCUGGCAAACCGAUAUCGUUUUCUUACCAAUGAACUAAUAAGGGCAGGGGUCUUUUUCCUGGAAAGUAAUGCGGGGCUGUUCUUCUGGAUGGAUCUGCGCCCGCUUCUUAUGGAACAAACUUUUGACGCAGAACUAGAGCUGUGGCGGGUGAUUGUCGACGACGUUAAACUCAACGUCUCGCCUGGAUCAUCGUUCCAUGGGUUGGAGCCAGGGUGGUUCAGGAUAUCCCAUCUGCAGUUUGCUGAUGAUGCCAUCUUGUUUGGACUAGCAACUGAAGAAAAUGUGAGGGCAAUCAAAUGUAUUAUGAGGGCUUUUGAACUUGUCUCUGGACUGAAAAUUAAUUACGGAAAGAGUAUGUUGGCAGGGAUAAAUGUCUGUAAGGAAUGGCUAUCAAAAAUGGCAUUUAUCCUAAAUUGCAAACAAGGGGAGAUUCCAUUCAAAUACCUGGGUAUCCCUGUGGGUGGCAAUCCAAGGAAAUUGGCUUUUUGGAAACCAUUGGUGGAUUCUUUCAAGAAAAAGCUUGCUGGGUGAAAGGGUAGACACUUGUCCUUCGGUGGUCGAAUAACUUUGAUAAACUCUGUGUUGUCCAAUCUUCCAGUUUUUCUCAUGUCUGUCUAUCUUCUGCCCAAAGGUAUUGUACAUAUCUUAGACAAAAUUAGGAGAGGGUUCUUAUGGGGGGGUGUGAAGUAGGUAGGAAAAUAAAUUGGAUAAAUUGGG